AUGGAGAAGAGUUCCGUCGUGUACAGCUGCACUCUGUCCAGUUUGGCUACGAAGAAUUCGUGGAGUGUGUCGUAUCGGUACUCCGAGUUCGUCGAUUUUCGGAUCAAACUGGAAGAGCUGUGGACGUGCCACGACUUCAAAUGUUCCGGAUCCUGCCAAGCUCGCAUGAAGUGUUUCCAUGCGCGUCAAAACCUGCCAGUAAAUUUGUUCAAGUUUUUGGGCGUGGAGAAUGACGUCUACAAACGCUCGCUACUUCAAAUCUUCGUCGACAAUUACCAGAUCGCCGUGAAGGAAGGCUAUGAGACGAGUCUGACGGAUAGCUUCCACUCGAACGCAUCGACUGUGGACUCGGCGCCAGAUUCAGCAGUGUGCAUGAUUUGCCUAUGCGAUGUAGACUUGGAGCACGACCACCAGCACUGUGGUUCGGAAUGCUCUGACUUUGCCAACUCGCCGAUCGUGCUUCCUUGCAAGCACAUUUUCCACCGUGAGUGCGUCUUUGAGUGGCUAAUAUUCGACUUUCACUGCCCUGUGUGCCGAGUUCGAGUGUGUCCCAACGCUGUGAAGAACUACUUUUGCCCUAAGAAUCAUGUGCAGUGGUGGCUGGGCGGUUUUGAGGAGGACCUGUUCCAUCCAGCCGCUCAAUAA
Phytophthora infestans T30-4 is the source of this 645-nucleotide messenger RNA. Its product is annotated as RING finger ubiquitin ligase, putative. The record is from RefSeq and is a predicted model, not a curated record. Gene Ontology annotation, biological process: ubiquitin-dependent protein catabolic process. Bases 1 to 645 code for a protein of 214 amino acids. Gene Ontology annotation, molecular function: ubiquitin protein ligase activity. The transcript is spliced from 2 exons. Lineage: Eukaryota; Oomycota; Peronosporomycetes; Peronosporales; Peronosporaceae.